CCUCAUAUAGAUCUCAUUUAAAACAAUGACCACCAGAUCUAUCACUCAUAUUCUGCCAACAGAGCUCAUCGUUAGAAUCCUUAUGAUGCUGGACUACCAGUCCCUUCUUGCUUGCCAGCAGGUGUGUUACCUUUUCAACACGCUCAUUGCAGAAAGUUCCCUCCUUCAGUACACUUUGGAGCUUGCAGUUGCAGGAAAACAGGAUAAUCCUCGUAGUUCCCUCGAUUUUUCUCGGAAGCUCGCUGUAUUGCGACAGCACCAGGCUGCUUGGGGGGCGUUGCAAUGGGCCAAUACCUGCGACAUCCCCAUGCUUCGCGGGGGAUUAUGGGAGCUGUACGGCGGGGUCCUAGCCCAGUCAGAUUCCGAUCUUACUUUACGUUUCCGUCGUCUCCCCUCUCAAAUCCGCGGAAUCGAAGAGUACGUUUGGUCGGUAUCAACGUCCGACGUGGAUUUGCGUGACUUCACCAUGGAUCCGGCCCAAGAUCUUCUGGUUCUUAUUGCACGACCGAGACAGCAUCACGCAUUGGGCACUCGGCUCGAAACAGCGGUACACUUGCGAUCUCUGACCACUGGAAACCGCCAUCCCCUUGCACCUGAUCCUCCAAUUCUGCAGCACUCGGUAGAUGCGGGUGUCAUGGAAUUUAGCUUUGUCGUCCAAGUCUGCGAAGAUCGCGUAGCGGUGCACUUUAUGUCUCACGAAGCAGUUCCGUCAGAUUUGGUCGUCUGGAACUGGAAGACUGGACGGAAGGAACUGAACAUACACAGCCACGAUCUCAGGGCAAUUUCCUUCCUUUCCAAUCGUUAUAUGCUCGUGGGCGGUUUUGACGACCGCGAUCGGAUUACCGAGCCGCGUCUCUACGUCAUAGAUCUGACAAAGUGCGAUGGUCAGCCAGUUACCCUGGAAGACGUGAACUACCGCUGUGCGUUCGCGUAUCCACAAUGUGUCCCCUGGGUCACCCCCCUCGGUUUCCAAAUCCGCGCAGAUCCGAUGUCCCCUUGGGUACCACCUGCGUCUUCCGAUGUGCCUUUUUUCGUAGAUCGGGACUUGAGGUUGCUUGUCAUCACGAUGUACGUUGCAAUUGGCCAAGAACUUGUUUCGUUCGAUCUCUUCGUCCUAUCGAGAGCCCUGUUGUCUCUGGCUGAGGGGCUUGGUUCUGAAAACGUCCGUCAUAACUUCAGUUGGAAGGAUUGGGGGCCAGAGAACACUCGCUUAAUGGAGUCGCCACCGCACUCUCAGAUCUGGGUAUGCUUCGUUUUUGGUGCAAAGUUUGUAUCACUCGUGCAUGGCGGUUUCGAACUUGGAGGUCGUGUUCGCACGCUGGAGGUUUGGGAUUUCAAUGCUAUUGGUAUGCAAAAAGAAAGAUGUCAAGGGGUGAUGGACACGACGGAGGUGGAGGGCCAUCCUGACAUCGAAUGGCAUGACUGUGACUACUCCUUGGUCCAACAUAGCGUUUUUCUGGAGGACAUCGACACAAGCCUGCCGUAUCGGGUUGUCAGGCGAGACCUUCCCUUGCAGGAGCAACAUUGGCUUCGCUUCGCAGAAGCACUGUGCAGCGAAGAUAAUAUUAUCUUGGUCGAUGUACGAUCUCUCGUUGCUCUUGUUGAGUCGGCCCUCAUGGAUAGAUAUCCCACACAGGCGCGACAUCGUAAUUUCCGCCUACUGACAUUCUAGGCGCGUCAACUGUUAGGAUAUCACCGAUGAGAUCGAAAUUAGAAGAUGCUUUACUCGCGGUGCAAAGAUAUCUUCGC
Messenger RNA from Pisolithus orientalis, 1749 nucleotides. RefSeq lists its product as uncharacterized. Bases 26 to 1672 code for a protein of 548 amino acids. NCBI's taxonomy places the organism in Eukaryota, Fungi, Basidiomycota, Agaricomycetes, Boletales, Pisolithaceae. Gene Ontology annotation, molecular function: protein binding. The transcript has 4 exons. The record is from RefSeq and is a predicted model, not a curated record.